Messenger RNA from Oxyura jamaicensis (ruddy duck), 2049 nucleotides. It is a transcript of the gene FAM20A, whose product is annotated as FAM20A golgi associated secretory pathway pseudokinase. Bases 180 to 1730 code for a protein of 516 amino acids. The transcript has 11 exons. Gene Ontology annotation, molecular function: protein serine/threonine kinase activator activity. The record is from RefSeq and is a predicted model, not a curated record. NCBI's taxonomy places the organism in Eukaryota, Metazoa, Chordata, Aves, Anseriformes, Anatidae. Gene Ontology annotation, cellular component: Golgi apparatus.
CACGCCCCGCUCCGCCGCUCGGGCUCCCCCCCGCGUCCUGCACCGGGAGGAGGCGGCGGCGGCGGCUGGGGCAGGGCUACUGAUUCCAACCGCCCCCCUUCCAAAAAAAAUAAUAAUAAUAAUAACAAAAAAUAAAAAAUAAACCCCAACCGGGUGCCUCCCGGUUCCCUUCGCCGGCCAUGCCGGGACCGCGGCGGGACCGGCCGGCCGUGCUGCUGCUGCUCGGGGCGCUGCUGGCCGCAGACCUCUACUUCCACCUCUGGCCGCGGGUGCGCAGGGAGCUGGCUCCGGAGGGAGCGGGGGGUCCGGGCUGCCCCUGCCGCCCCCCUCGUCCCGCCGCCGCCCCCGCCCCGCCGCCGCCGCCCCGCGGCCGCGCCGCCUCCGCGCUGCGGCGCCUCUUCGGGCACCCGCUGUACCGCGCCGCCGCGCCCCGCGGCCCCGCAGAGCCGCUGCUGGGCGCCCGCGAAGCCCUGCGCUACUACCGGCGGAAAGCGGCCCGCUGGAACAGGAGACACAAGCUGUACAGGGAGGAGCUCAACCUGACGUCCCCAGCCACGCUGCUGCCGCUGCGGCCAGAGGCCAGCUGGCUGCAGUUCCACCUGGGCAUCAGCCGCGAUGGGCUCUACCCUCGCUCCAGCCCCGCCGUCAGCAGGCUGCUCCGGGACAUGCGGGACUUCUCCACCGUCAGUGCCGACUACAGCCAGGACGAGAAAGCUCUGCUGGGAGCCUGCGACUGCAGCCAGAUCGUGAAGCCCAGCGGCGUGCACCUGAAGCUAGUCCUCAGGUUCCAGGACUUCGGGAAAGCCAUGUUCAAGCCCAUGAGGCAGAAGCGCGAGGAAGAGACACCCGAGGAUUUCUUCUACUUCGUCGACUUCCAGCGGCACAAUGCAGAGAUCGCUGCCUUCCACCUUGACAGGAUCCUGGAUUUCCGCCGGGUGCCCCCCACCGUCGGGAGGUUGAUCAAUGUCACCAAGGAGAUCCUGGAGGUCACCAAGAACGAAGUCCUGCAGAGCGUCUUCUUCGUCUCGCCAGCCAGCAAUGUCUGCUUCUUCGCCAAGUGCCCCUACAUGUGCAAGACGGAGUACGCGGUGUGCGGGAACCCCCACCUCCUGGAAGGGUCCCUCUCCGCCUUCCUGCCCUCCCUCAACCUGGCACCACGACUCUCCAUCCCAAACCCCUGGAUCCGGUCCUACUCAUUUGACGGAAAAGAGGAGUGGGAGGUGAAUCCGCUCUACUGCGACACCGUGAAGGAGAUCUACCCCUACAGCAGCGGCAACCGGCUGCUGAACAUCAUCGACAUGGCCAUAUUUGACUUCCUAAUAGGGAACAUGGACCGCCACCACUACGAGAUGUUCACCAAGUUUGGGGACGAUGGCUUCCUCUUGCACCUGGACAACGCCAGGGGGUUUGGGCGGCAUUCCCAUGACGAAACCUCCAUCCUGGCCCCGCUCACCCAGUGCUGCAUAAUAAAGCGGAUGACGUGGUUGCGACUGCAGCUCUUGGCGGAGCCUGAGUACCGGCUCAGCGACGUGAUGAGGGAAUCGCUCCUGCAGGACCCCCUGGCACCCGUCCUCACCGAGCCCCAUCUCUUGGCUCUGGACAGGCGGCUGCAGCUCAUCCUGAGGGCUGUGAGGAAAUGCAUAGACACCUACGGAGAAGGCAGGGUGGUGGCCAACGACACCACGCUGCCCGGGGCUCCCACGUCGGACAGGGCCAAGCUGAGCACGUAAAGUCCUGAACUCGCACUCAGAGGCAGGGGAGACCCCCGUGAGGCAAGGGGCACGUUUUAAUAGCUGGUAAUUUCCACCUACAAAUUGUGCUUCCUCUGCCUGUGAGACUGGAAGGAGAAACUCUUUGGGAGAUCUUCAAGGAUUGUGCUGUGGCCUGGCUGUGGCACCCCGAGGUGUGAGCGCCCCGGGGAGGGACGUGUCCUGGGGGGCACGCGUGGCUCAGCCUGCCCAGGAUCUCGGCCUUGCCAUGAAGGACACAGACUAGAUCCAAGGAUGAGGCUUGAAUAAAGAGAUGCCAAGAGCAUUUUCCUCUUACCAA